Messenger RNA from Stegastes partitus (bicolor damselfish), 1372 nucleotides. RefSeq names its product heat shock transcription factor 4 (gene hsf4). The transcript is spliced from 12 exons. Gene Ontology annotation, molecular function: sequence-specific DNA binding; DNA-binding transcription factor activity. NCBI's taxonomy places the organism in Eukaryota, Metazoa, Chordata, Actinopteri, Pomacentridae. The coding region runs from base 1 to 1317 and encodes 438 amino acids. The record is from RefSeq and is a predicted model, not a curated record. Gene Ontology annotation, biological process: regulation of DNA-templated transcription.
AUGCAGGAGUCUCCAGGAGCCGUGGGCGUAGACGGCAGCUACGCCAGCAACGUUCCAGCCUUCCUCACCAAGCUGUGGACGCUGGUGGAGGACCCAGACACCAACCACCUCAUCUGCUGGAGCACUACCGGGACCAGUUUCCAUGUGUUUGACCAGGGACGCUUCGCCAAGGAGGUUCUGCCAAAGUACUUCAAACACAACAACAUGGCGAGCUUUGUCCGACAGCUCAACAUGUACGGUUUCCGUAAAGUGGUGAACAUCGAGCAGAGCGGUCUGGUGAAGCCUGAGAGAGACGACACUGAGUUCCAGCAUCUGUACUUCCUGCAGGGACAUGAACACAUGCUGGAACACAUCAAGAGGAAGGUGUCCAUAGUGAAGAGUGAGGAGACCAAAGUCCGUCAGGAGGACCUCAGCAAGCUGCUGUAUGAGGUUCAGCUCCUCAGAACGCAGCAGGACAACAUGGAGUGUCAGAUGCAGGACAUGAAGCAGCAGAACGAGGUUCUGUGGAGGGAGGUGGUGUCGCUGAGACAGAACCACACCCAGCAGCAGAAGGUCAUGAACAAGCUGAUCCAGUUUCUGUUCAGCCAGAUGCAGUCCAACACACCCAGCACGGUGGGCCUGAAGAGAAAGCUGCCUUUAAUGCUGGACGACGGCUCACCCAGCCCUCCGGCCUCCAAGUUCAGCCAUAGCCACCCGAUGGAGGCCAUGCACGAGCCCUUCUACAUCCAGUCGCCAUCCAGUGAUACUGCUUCCUGCUCCACCGGUGGGCUGACAGGAGGACCAAUCAUAUCAGACGUUACUGACAUGUCUCAGGCCAGCAUGGCCCUUCAGAUGCAACCUGAUGAAACCAGGGAGAAGUGCCUGAUGCUCAUUAAGGAGGAGCCUGUGAGUCCAGGAGUUAGAGGAGGAAAAGGAGGCGGUGUGGGGGGAGGAGAGGCUGUGGCGCUGGCCUCCUCCUGUGAGGUGUGCUCCUCCGAACCCCCCGUCCUCCCUGUCGCAAUGGUCCAGUCUGUUCUGGAGGGGAGGGGCUCAGCGAUGGGGGAGAGGAGGAGUAAGAGACCAGCCCUGGACAGGGUGGAGGUUCCAGACACCGUGGAGAACGUAGACAUGAGUCUGGAGGAGCUGCAGCAGCUGCUGCUCAGGAGCCAUCAGCAGAGCGCCGUGGAGGCUGGAGGCAGCGCCGUCAUGGACCCUUUCAGUUUAAGCCUGCCUCUGACUGAGUGGAACUUCACAGAGAUGGAGUCCAACCUCAAAUCAUACAUGUUCCAGAACCAGGAAGCAGAGGCUUUUCCGGCUGCCGGCUGUGAGGAGCAGUGAGUGUGUGCUGCCAGCUGACGUGGAAGGUACAACGUUCACAAAACAUUCUCACAGU